AUGGCCAUGGCUAUGGCUGAGGGCAGUAGCAGUAGCACCACUGCUAUCAACAGAGACGAAUCAUCAUCUUCUCCAAUAACCAAAAUAGCCCAAGAUCACAUUUUCUCGAUUUUGCUCCUCCUACCCAUUGAAUCGAUAGUUUGUUUUGCCAUGACUUGCAGGAAAUUGAAGUUUUUGGCAUAUUCCGAUUCUCUAUGGGAAUCUGUAUGCAGGAGAGAUUGGGGUAGUUCUGCAAUUGAUGCACUGAAAGCAUCAAGUUCUGUGCAGGGAAUUCAUUGGAAGAAGUUGUACCAGCAGGUUUACCAGUUGGACUCUGUUUGUUGCCAUAAACUAUUGGUUGAAACCCCAGAUGGUGAUGAGAUUUUUCCGGGCCCUAGAGCUUCUCAUUCCCUCAAUUUUGUGAAUGGAUGCCUUGUUCUGUUUGGUGGGGGAUGUGAAGGAGGGAGGCAUCUUGAUGAUACAUGGAUAGCAUAUAUAGGUAAUGACUUCAAGAGGACAUUGAAGUGGCAAAAGAAAUACUCAGGCAUUCCAAGCGGGCGGUUUGGUCACUCGUGUGUUGUAAUGGGCGAUUCACUUAUCCUAUUUGGAGGGAUCAAUGACCAUGGGAUUCGCCAAAAUGAUACAUGGGUAGGACAAGUUAUAUUGAACGAAACACUUGGAGUUACUUUGUCUUGGAGGCUACUUGAUGUUGGUGCAAUUGCCCCUCCACCGCGUGGAGCUCAUGCUGGAUGUUGCCUUGAUAACAAGAGGAUGCUUAUCCAUGGAGGGAUUGGAUUAUCUGGUCUCAGACUAGGCGACACGUGGAUUCUAGAUCUCUCAGAAAAUCUUUGUUUUGGAACAUGGCAAGAAAUUGUGGCUCAUCCAUGUCCUCCAUCCCGCUCGGGACAUACAUUGACUCAUAUUGGAGGAAUGCAAACAAUUUUAUUUGGAGGUAGGGGAUCGGGAUAUGAAGUGCUUAAUGAUGUGUGGCUCUUGAGUGCAUCUCAAGGCCAUUGGAGAUGGAUGCAACAACUAUUUGAACCACAAAACAUACCCCAAGGGUUUACCCUUGCAAGAGUAGGUCACUCAGCCAACCUUAUAUUAGGAAGUCGACUACUUAUUUUUGGAGGCGAAGAUUCAUACAGGCACAGGAAAGAUGACUUUUGGGUUUUGGACAUUAAUUCGUUGCCUUCAAUUAAAAUGCAGCCCAGUAAUCCGAACUCAGAGGGAUUAUUAAGAAAAAUGUGGAGACUACUUGAAUCCAUUGGUGAAAACCCUAUCUGCAGAUCGUUUCAUCGAGCUUGUGUUGAUCAUUCAGGGCGUUGCUUGUACGUCUUUGGUGGAAUGGUAGACGGGUUACUUCAGCCUUCUGAAUCAUCUGGUUUGGGGUUUGAUGGAGGAAUUUUCCUGGUGGAGCUUGUGCUGCGGUCUUAG
Messenger RNA from Fraxinus pennsylvanica, 1413 nucleotides. Lineage: Eukaryota; Viridiplantae; Streptophyta; Magnoliopsida; Lamiales; Oleaceae. The record is from the annotation of a GenBank genome assembly.